Phyllopteryx taeniolatus (common seadragon) is the source of this 1695-nucleotide messenger RNA. Its product is annotated as 1-phosphatidylinositol 4,5-bisphosphate phosphodiesterase zeta-1-like. Bases 1 to 1695 code for a protein of 564 amino acids. Gene Ontology annotation, molecular function: phosphatidylinositol-4,5-bisphosphate phospholipase C activity. The transcript is spliced from 11 exons. Lineage: Eukaryota; Metazoa; Chordata; Actinopteri; Syngnathiformes; Syngnathidae. Gene Ontology annotation, cellular component: nucleus. Gene Ontology annotation, biological process: positive regulation of cytosolic calcium ion concentration involved in egg activation; intracellular signal transduction; lipid metabolic process. The record is from RefSeq and is a predicted model, not a curated record.
AUGAAAAGAAGCAAGGCUCCAUCCACCAGGAGAGGAGAAAUCCAGAACCUCUUCAACAUAUAUGCCUCGGGCCAGACCACGUUACCUGCCUGCUCCCUUCUCAGGUUCCUCCACAAGGAGCAGCUGGAGGUCACCGCCGAUGAGGGCACGGCUGAGAGUUUGAUCGAAAGAUAUGAAAUCGAAGAGGCAGCCGUAGAAAGUCAAUGUAUGACGUUCGGGGGCUUCCUCCGCUACAUGGAGUCCAAAGACUGCUGUGUCUUCGAGCAGACCCACACGUCUGUUUACCAAGACAUGGACCAGCCGCUCACCAACUACUUCAUCUCUUCAUCGCACAACACCUACCUGAUAGGAGACCAACUAGUAGGCAAAAGCCACCUGGAUGCCUAUGUUUGUGCUCUGAGGAAAGGCUGCCGUUGUCUGGAGAUAGACUGCUGGGAUGGGCCAGGUAUGGAGCCCAUCGUCUACCAUGGUUACACCCUGACCACAAAGAUUCUCUUCAAGGAUGUCAUCACAACUGUGGAACAGCAUGCCUUUGAGGUCUCUGUUUACCCGGUAAUCCUGUCGUUGGAGAACCAUUGUUCCAAAGAGCAGCAGGAAGUCAUGGCCCUCUACCUCACCUCCAUACUGGCAGAUAAGCUGCUUGAUGUGCGCUUGGAUCACCCAACCACAGGAGACCUCCCAAGCCCAAAUGACCUAAAGUAUAAGAUCCUCAUCAAGAAUAAAAAGCUAAAGCCUCGUGCAAGGAUAGAAGGAGCAGCAGGGACAGAGGCCGGCGACAGUGCAGAUGAGGCUGAGGAAGAGGAGGAAGAGGAGGAAGAGGAGGAAGAGGAAGACCAACAGAGCAAAUCAAAGUUCUGGUCCCCCAGAAAGGCAGGCUCAAAGACGAAAAAGAAGAGGGUGGUGGUGGCAGAUGCUCUGUCUGACCUCGUCAUAUACACCGUGUCUGUCAAGUUCAUCAGCUUUGGGCACUCCAAAGACAAUCAGAACUCCUGUGAGAACACGUCCAUGGCUGAGAAAAAAGCACGCAAGCUGGCCAAAGUUUCAGGUAAAGACUUUGUUCUGCACAACCAGAGGUUUUUGAGCAGAAUUUAUCCAGCGGGCUCCAGGACGUCCUCAUCCAAUUACAACCCUCAAGAAUUCUGGAACGUUGGCUCGCAGCUCGUGGCACUCAAUUUCCAGUCCCUGGGAUUGCCGAUGGACCUGAAUGAUGGCCGUUUCCAAGACAACGGGGGCUGCGGUUACGUCCUUAAACCUGCUGUGCUCAUGUCCAAUGACAGGAGCUUUGAUCCAAGCUGCAGUCAACGCGGUGUUCAACCAACACACCUGCUGCUCAAGGUGAUCAGUGGGUCCAACCUACCAGUUCCCAGAAGUGGCAAGGCUCUGGACCCUUUUGUCAGAGUUGAGAUCCAUGGGAUUGGAUCGGACUGCAACCGAAAAAACACAAACACCGUCAAAAACAACUCUCUGAAUCCUUACUGGGAUACCGACAUGAACUUCCGCAUCAGCAUUCCCGACCUGUGCCUCGUCCGCUUCUGUGUCCGAGACCAGACCGGCUUUUUGUCCAGUGAAUUUGUGGGCCAGUACACGCUGACCUUCAGCAGCUUGAAGAAAGGCUAUCGCUGGGUACCUCUUCGGUCCCGAGAUGGCUGCAGCUUGGAUCCAGCCUCUCUCUUUGUUUUUGUCUGGUUUUCCUAA